Prosopis cineraria is the source of this 1702-nucleotide messenger RNA. RefSeq names its product probable transcription factor At3g04930. The transcript has 2 exons. NCBI's taxonomy places the organism in Eukaryota, Viridiplantae, Streptophyta, Magnoliopsida, Fabales, Fabaceae. Gene Ontology annotation, biological process: regulation of DNA-templated transcription. The coding region runs from base 187 to 1422 and encodes 411 amino acids. The record is from RefSeq and is a predicted model, not a curated record. Gene Ontology annotation, cellular component: nucleus.
GGGCUGGGUUCGGUUUGGUUGGGGGAGUGGCCGUCAUCAUCCGAGGUGGCUCCAAUACCGUCACGCCAAGCAACCAGCUCACCUCACCAUCCUCGCCCGCCCUCCCCGCAUAACACAACCCCAACUCAACUAAACCAUACUAACCAAAUCAAAUCUCCCCCAGCCCCACCACCUCUUCUCUCUCCCAUGGCAUCCGAUCAGCACGACACCGUUUUCCCCGAAGAGGACCUUGACGACGACGACGACGAAUCUCAAGAGGACGAGGACGACGACGACGACGACGACGUUCUUGGUGAACCCGACGACGACGAAGAUCGCGAAGCUUCUCCUUCCACCUCUUCUGCCCUCGCCGUUACCGUCCCCGACCCUUCCGCCACCGUCACUGUCGCCGUCCCCGGCUCUGCUACCUCCAACGGCGCUGCUGCCCCAAUUUCCACGAUUGCCGCUACCACAAUUGUCGUCCCUGAUACCGUCGAUCGCAAGCGUCCGCGGAUUGACUCCGGCGAAGAGAAAAAGCCUCUGGACGAUUCACGCAGACUGUUUCAACGUCUUUGGACCGAUGAGGACGAGAUCGAGCUCUUGCAGGGCUUCCUUGACUACACCACUCAGCGAGGAUCCUCCCACCAUAACGACACCGCUUUGUUUUACGAUCAAAUCAAGUCCAAGCUUCAGCUCGAGUUCAACAAAAACCAGCUUGUCGAGAAGCUCCGGAGGUUGAAGAAGAAAUACCGCAAUGUUUUGAAUAAGAUUAGUGCCGGCAAAGAAUUGUCCUUUAAGAGCCCCCACGAUCAAGCCACCUUCGAAAUUUCUCGUAAGAUCUGGAGCAAUUUGGGUUCGACCGGCGCUGCGGCCGAAGAUACCGCUCUGGAUGACGACGAAAUCAGCCCCAAUCCUAACCCUAACCCUAACCCUAAUUUUAGCCACUCACAGCCCAAGAAUGAGGUAAUAAUUGGGAUUCCUGAAGAGAAGAGAACGCCGUCGUCCCGGAAACGUUCGCGGUCUCGAUCCGGGAUCAGAACGGAUGAGAAGCGCGACUUGAAUGAUGGAUUGGCGUCAAACAAAGAUAAUUAUUGUAUUAGUAAUAGUAAUGCUAAUACUAAUAAUAAUCAUAACAAUAACCAUAACAUACCAGGCUUGAUUGAGGAGACGGUGAGGAGUUGUUUGUCGCCCUUGUUCAAGGAGAUAGUGAGUAAUGCCAUGGGUGGCCCAUUCGGGGCUAGGGGGUUUGGAGGAUUGACAUUAAAUCCUAUGCCAUUGAGCUUCGGUGUGCCAUCUUUGAUGAAUUGCGGCGGCGGAGAAACGGUAGAUGACAAGUGGAGGAAGCAACAGAUUCUGGAGUUGGAGGUGUACUCGAAGCGGCUGGAGUUGGUGCAGGAUCAGAUCAAGGCUGCGCUGGAGGAGUUGCGAUCCGCUGGACGAUGACCAGGGCUUUUAAUUUAAAGGUGUUUUUAUUGACGGUUGUCGAAUAAAAUGUCAGCUUAAAAUGGAUGUACUUUAAAGGGAUGCCAUCAUUUCAUAUGAUAUGCAGUAAAGGAUGCGCUAGCGAGUGUUUGUAUAGUGGCACAUUCUCGAGGAAAGAAUUACUCUUUCUUGUGGCAGAACUCAGAAGGAAUUGCUUUUCAAAAUUGCAUGUCUUCGGGGCUUGCCGGUUUGCUUUUUUGUAUUAUUGUUAUUUGUUGUAUAGCAGCAUAUUUCAGUCGAA